AUGUGGGAAAAACGCAAAUGUGGAAAAAACGCAAAUAUGGGAAAAAACGAAAAUAUGGGAAAAACGCAUCUAUGGGAAAAACGCAUAUAUGGGAAAAACACAAAUAUGGGAAAAAAGCAAAUGUGGGAAAAAGGCAAAUAUGAGAAAAAAGAAAAUAUGGGAAAACGCAAAUAUGGGAAAAAAGCAAAUAUGGGAAAAACCCAAAUAUGGGUAAAACGCAUAUAUGGGAAAAACGCAAAAAUGGGAAAAACACAAAUACGGGAAAAACGGAAAUACAGGAAAAACUCAAAUAUGGGAAAAAGCAAAUAUGGGAAAACCGCAAAUAUGGGAAACCGCACGUAUGGGAAAUCGCACAUAUGGGAAAAAUGCAUAUAUGGGAAAAACGCAUAUAUGGAAAAAACGCAUAUAUGGGAAAAACGCAAAUAUGGGAAAAACGCAUAA
Schistocerca nitens (vagrant locust) is the source of this 441-nucleotide messenger RNA. RefSeq lists its product as uncharacterized. NCBI's taxonomy places the organism in Eukaryota, Metazoa, Arthropoda, Insecta, Orthoptera, Acrididae. The record is from RefSeq and is a predicted model, not a curated record. Bases 1 to 441 code for a protein of 146 amino acids. The transcript has a single exon.